AUGAAGGCCAAGAAUUCCACACCGCUCAGUUCAAACGUGUACGUUCCGAGAAUGAAUGCUGGGAUUCUCCUCCGUCCUUGCAUGUGGCUACCUCUCUGCCGCACCGUAACCACCAAGGCCCCCGCAGCUACCCAAUUGGAUGCUAUACAGAAGGCAUUUGUUGCAAAAAUACAGGAGUACAACCAGAAAAGCAAGACGGCAGAGAUGGGACUAGCUAAUGCCACACCCGCUGAAUUAAAGGAACUCAGUGAUAUGCUCGCAAAAAUUGACAAAAUAUUCGGAGCCACAGGUCAAGAUAUGACCCAGUUUCCUUCCUUCAAGUUCGAUCCACCAAAAUUAGUCCAUCCUCAUUCGGCAGUUGCGGUCAACUUCCCCGAAGAAACAGUAGUAUCCGAAACAGACGAUAAGCCGAAGGACGAUAAAUUUAUUCUUACAAUAUAA
Messenger RNA from Opisthorchis viverrini, 441 nucleotides. RefSeq lists its product as hypothetical. Gene Ontology annotation, molecular function: proton transmembrane transporter activity. The record is from RefSeq and is a predicted model, not a curated record. Gene Ontology annotation, biological process: proton motive force-driven ATP synthesis. NCBI's taxonomy places the organism in Eukaryota, Metazoa, Platyhelminthes, Trematoda, Opisthorchiida, Opisthorchiidae. The transcript is spliced from 2 exons. The coding region runs from base 1 to 441 and encodes 146 amino acids.